UAAAACUGAAUCAUUCAUUCACAACAGCAGACAUUCACAACAACAGCAUGAAUGGACCAGCAAAACUGAUCAUCUUUAUUGGCAUGUUUUUGGCAUGUUGCUGUGAAGAAAAAAGCCCUGAAUGUUGUUUAACUGGAACAACCUACUUUCAUAUUCAGGGUACUUUAAGCUGUAAAACAUACAGCUGGUGCAUCGAUGGCACGGUCAUUGCUAGUGAUCACAAUUUCGACCCUGCAGUUGUUCAGAGUCAUAAUAGUCGAAACAUCAAUUUUUACACCCACCCUAAAAAUGUCACAUACAUUUGCUAUGAGCUUAUGAUGACGAUCAACUGUUCCUACAGCUGUCUUGCACAGUCGAAUGCUAUAGAUGAAGUUCUUUCCAUGAAUAAAAGCUUGCCAACAACCACGGUGCAACCCAACCAGCCCAAUAAUCAUGCUGUUGUUAUUGGUUCUGUUCUUUCUAUUGCUUUUGUCAUUGCCAUUGUCAUUGGUCUCAUUGUUUUCUGCUUGUGCAAUAAAGACAGAAUUUCAAGAACCUUCAAUAAAAAACAUUCUGUGAGCAGCUACAGCUUGGCAAACACAGAGGAACCGAGUCAGGCAACCAGUAAAGUUAAUUGUAAUCCUGGUGUAAAAGGGGGAGAAGAUAAACCUGUGAUUGGCUGCUUUUAUGGUUUUACCCCAACCAGUAUCCAUCAGGGGGGAAGGGAAAAAAGAUGGACAGUUACUGAUUUGAGCAACGUGUCAGAAAUAAAAACCUUCCUUGAAGGAUUUAUUUGAUGUAGCUGGGUUGACAAAAACAUCUUGGCUCAUGGCGUAUGUUAUUUAACAGUUAAUU
Molecule: messenger RNA, 834 nt
Organism: Trichomycterus rosablanca
Lineage: Eukaryota; Metazoa; Chordata; Actinopteri; Siluriformes; Trichomycteridae
Exons: 8
Coding region: 48-776 (242 amino acids)
Source: RefSeq, a predicted model, not a curated record